AUGGAGCCCAUAUGGGUUCAAAUGUUCAGAGGAAAUAUUUCUGUGGGUAAUGAUCUUCCACUUAUUAUUGGUAAGUUCUGUAAUUUUCGUAUUCAGACUUGGGUCAUCAUUUCUUGUAAUUACUUUGGAAAUAGCGAGAUUCGUUGUAGGUAGUUCCUUCUUGAUCUGUUGCCCAAGCAUGGAUAUGGCAUUUGUUAUCUCUUGUGGUGUACUUUGUCUCACGUUGUUUGUACCGACAUGCAGAAUCAAAUGGUCGGGUGUACGGGCCAAAGUAGGUUUAACAUAAUAUUCCAUAUCACUUACCUUCGCACCUGGAAACGUCUUGAUUUGAGUGAACUCUUUCUCAGCCGGCUACAUUUUUCACGACAAGCGACAUUUUGAUUCAAUUGUUUUAUAACGUAAAUAUUUCAGCGCGUAUUCACCCCCCUUUAAAACAAAGAACACCAUUGAAAUCCUAACAAAAUAACCUUUUCAUCGGGGGGUUCAAUGCCGCCAAAACAAAUACACAAACCGAAACAAUCGUAUAUUUACUCACCGCUUGGCCAAACAUUCUGUAUUUUCAUAUGGAGAAAAAGUUGAAUAUCUUCUAAAGGCAUCUAAACUCUUCAGAAUUCGCCACAAGUUAAUAUGAGUGAAAUAUUCCUUGUAUUCAAGCGCUUUUAUGUAGAAAGUUUCGUUUGAAUACGGCGAGUAGAAAUGUUUAUUUUGAAUUUUUCAAAAUAUCGGGUUUCAUCGGGUUUUUUACUUGCACGCGCGUGCUGCACGUAAAAUUGGCCAAUAAGGAGUAACCCGUAGCCCAAUGCACGUGAAAAUCAUGCUGCAGAUGUAAUUUGACCUAUAGAAUCGAUUGCCGACGUUUUCCGAGCGCUAGGAUGUAAACACGCGAUGUUUUCGCAAAUCUAAAGUGUAUUUCCGGUCGAAAAUAUCCCGCUGACUUCACUAGUAUCACAACAGAUUGAAAUACCGAAAUAAAAGACGAAAGACUAAUCCUACAAGCUUGAAAAUAACACUUUAAAUAGUGUUUUAGAUUCUGGUUCGAAUAAGACUAUAGCGAAAACGAUAUCUUCAAAGGGGCCAAAGUUAUGUUCGGCGAAAGGUAUGGAUAGUUUACAUUUUUCGAGACAAUUGAUUAAUAUAAUGAAAUAUGACACCGCAUGACCUCUCAAAAGGUCAUAAAUAGUUAUACAAUUUCACUAAAACUAUAUUUAAAUAAAACUAUCGAUAGGAAUUAGGAGAUAUUGUUUCACUGAAUCGAAUGGUGGUAUUUUCAUCUACAUAGCAUGCACCAAACCGAAGAUAUGAAUCGGCGAAGUCAUAGACCGUGCCAUAGAUCGUGCACGGUCUACGUUUAUAGGGACCCGCUGAGAAAGAGUUAACUAGCUAUUACAACUAUUUUACUGCCCAUUAUAAUGUUCGUAGUCUGCGCACAGACUGUCUCUUCCCCCCCGUGGUGGAAGGAUUACAGUCUGCGACCAUUUGUCACUAAUGCUGUACAGUGACGUAGACGUAUAAAUAGAUAUAAUAUUGUGCACUUCAGCACUUUAAUGGCUUUCUAAUUUUAUUAUCCAAUCAGGUGCGUUACUUUAAAUAAAACUUAUAUUAUGUAAACAAGGUCAAUAGACAAUAGACAAGGUCAAGCAAAACAAUACAACGAAAUCGAAAUAUAAACUCGCAAAAAAUAUGCCAGUUUUGUAAAUUCUACCAAAUUUAUUCAUCCCAAAAGAUUAAAUGCUCUUUUGUGUGGUAAUGUCUUUCCUAACAGCACCCAGAAACAUAAUGUAAUCGGUAAAACCGGUAUACUUGUCUCGAAAUUAGCUAAGCAAAUUUAUGCAAGUAUAAUUUUGAAACGAACCAAUGAAAAACUGCCGAUCAUAUUUCGUCGGUAGCUGUACGGCAUUAGCGUCGAAUGACAGCAGACUGUACUCCCGCGCGGGAGCGGGAUGCAGUCUGCGAGCAGACUAUAAUGUUCGCUGCCUUCGAAUAAUGAUGCAUGUAAAUUAAGAAGUUUUUAUAUAAAACUGUUUCAGGACCUCCUCCGCCACCUGCUGGACUUAAAGAGACUGGUAAAACAGAUACUAAUAUUGACAUCCGAUGGGAAAAACCAAAAGGCCACAGCGCAUUCGACAUUGAUGGAUACAUGGUUAGUCACAAAACCGACGCCGAAACAAAAUACAAGAACCAGAUGAUUUCGGCGACAUCGGGGGUGUUAAAUGUAGUAUUAACUGGUCUCGAGAGUGAUACAAUUUACGAGAUUACUGUUCAUGCUUAUAAUGAUGAUGGCGAUGGAGAUAAACUUAAAAUACAAGUCAAAACGGAAAAACCUGAUGAUUCAAGUAAGUGUCCUGAAUGCUUAAAAACCUCUAAGGAAAUUAUGUUUGUCUUGUCAAUUGCGUGCAGUACGUUUAAUCAUGACACCAAUCACGGCUAACCUUAUUUGACGCGAAACAAGAUGAAAAAACGAAUUUCGUCUUUCGACAAUAUAAGCGCGUCGCCAUAUUGAAUCAAAAUGCCAUUUUCUUUACAGCUUCAAAAAUUUAGUGAGCAUUUAAUAAUAAUAAAAUAAUAACUAAUAACUAAUAAUAACUAAUUUAAAAACAAUUUGCCAUUUCAAGACUAUUUGCAAUUGUCGUAAUAAUGACUAAUUAAUAAUAAUAUACCAAUAGGAAUGUGUCAAUUUACUGAGCCAAUGAGUUGGUAUCAGAGGCGUAGCCAGGGCUGGGGCCGGAGGGUCCGGCCCCCCCUGGCAAAAUUUCCCCCCCCCCCCUUGGCAAAAUUUUGCCCCUCAUAAAAUGUAUUGUACUGGUAAUGGUACCUGCAAGGUAGGGAUUGUUGCGGGCAUCAAGAGCAAAUAGAACUAACAAUAGUACAAAUUAUAUAAAGCAUGCAGUUAUUACUCGCAGCGAGCAGGAGACUUGUGAGCACUGUGGUCGGAGCAUAAGGAAUACGGAAUCGAUUCAUGCCAUGAGUGUCUGAGAAAAAGCAAUGGCCAAUGCAUUUGUCGCCAAGACUAUGCACGGGUUCAAGAGCAAUCACAGAUUACAGAUAGGCGUGUUAAUAUUAAUGUUAAUGGAAGUAAUAUUCACUAAAUCAUAAGCAAGAAUUAUAUAAUAUUUUCAAGAUCAAGUGGAAUUUGUUGAAUUUAAUUAAUACGCGCUGCUUUAGUACGCGUAUAAAUACAAACGACAAAGCAUUCUUAUUAAGACGUACAGUUAAAUUAUAUAACACAAGUUUUUGCUAUCUGUUUUCAUAUUAUUAAGUCUAAUACUGCUAGGCGCACUUACUACAUUGUUUACACAGUAUUUAACUAAGAAACCAAAACUUUAUAAUAAAUUAAGAUAUAGAACUUACAGUAGCCAAAGUCCAUUGAGUGAACAACGCACGAAGUGCAGUCACGUUAUUUUAUACACUAAAUUAUGAUGGCCUUUACAAGGCUUAUAACGUUACUAAACCUUACGCCGAGUGCCUGAGUCAAAAUAAUUUACAAGUCGAAGCAAGCAAAACAAUUAACAAUUAUUCGCCGAAGGCGAGGUGAUUAUCGGGGAAUAUUCGCCGAGACGAAGUCGAGGUGAAUAUUCCCCGAUAAUCACCGAGCCUGAGGCAAAUAAUUGUUUUAGUAGCUUUGCACAAGUUUUUUUUGUGUUUUUCUUGUCUGAAUUCAUUUUAAUUUCGCUAUUUCUUUAUCACUAACCUCAACAAAACGGCUAGCCGCCAUUUUGAAAAUUUCGAUUUUGUUAUAUUCACCUGCAUGCAUGUAGGUGAAUAUAACAGAUUUAAUACGUCAAAUUUGACCAAUCACCUUGUAGGGUUUGUUAUGUCCACUUAAACGAUAUCCUUCAAAUACGCCUCAAAUAUUGUAUGUCGACCACAAUACAAUUGGCUAACUAAAAUUUACUUCAAAACCCUCUCUCUGCGCAUAUUAGAACGCUGCUAUGCUCGCUCGCUUCAGGCUCGCCCGUUACGCAGCAAUAAGAAAGUGAAUCCUUGAUUAUAUAGCUUCAAGUUGAGACCCGUCGGAAAAUUGUCAAUGUUGUCGGAAUCUUUGUGGUGAAGCAUCGGAAAAAGUGAUAUGGAAAUCGGGAAAAGUGCUACGAAAGCAAUUGUGAUGUCCGGAAAAUUUUUUUACCAAAAAAGGUGUCGACGGGGUUGGUCGGAGAGAUUUAAAAUGUUGUCGUCCGGGAAUUUUUUGGCCCCACCUGGGUUUUUGCUGGCCCCCCUGACCAAAAAUCCUGGCUACGCCUCUGGUUGGUAUGACCACUGUUUGCGAAUCAGAAAAUGGGAAUCUUUUUAAUUGUUAAAUAAUAUUUUAGAUUAACCAUUAAAUUUGAAAUUAUUUUCACAGCUACGGUGGUUAUUGUUGUUGUUGUUGUUGUCAUCGCGAUCGUGCUACUUCUUAUCGUUGCCAUGGUAGUUUUCUUUUUUCUCAGGAAACGAAGACAUCGGUAUGAGGUAUGUUGAAAAUUCUAAUAUUCACAUGGCCUUGGUAAACAAUGAAGGGUUGAAUGAGAAAAUGAAAACUUGAUUUAUACAGACGAC
Molecule: messenger RNA, 4533 nt
Organism: Paramuricea clavata
Lineage: Eukaryota; Metazoa; Cnidaria; Anthozoa; Malacalcyonacea; Plexauridae
Source: the annotation of a GenBank genome assembly